AUGAUGAAGCUGCUUCUUUCUCUGACUCUCUUCUGGACGCUCUCCAGCACAGGUGAAGCACUUGUGUGUGAAACUUGUACAAAUGCUACCUGUUCAACCACAGCACCAGUUACAUGUCCCACAGAAACGAUGUGUAUCACAGCUUCCAUUCAAGCUGUUUCAUCUGGGACUCCUGGACAGCAAAUCUACAAGGCCUGUGCCCCCCCCUCCCUGUGUCCAGCCACAGGCUCUCAGAUAUUUUCAGUUAACUUGGGUGUUUCAAGUGCACUUGCCAGUGCUGCAUGCUGCAGCACAGACAGCUGCAACUCCAACACUCUGCCUUUCCCUGUGGUUCCAGCAGUUAACAGUCUGCAGUGUCACGUUUGUAGGCCCGUCACCUCUGAUUGCAGCUCUUCAAUCCAAUGUAGGGGGACAGAGGAUCGCUGCUUUCAAGCCACUGUGACAAAUACGGGCGGCACUUCUCCAGCUUUUGGCUGUGCAUCUACAAAUCAGUGUGCAGCUGCUGCCAGCCUGGGGUCACUGGCUUUCAUGCAAGAUGUUGGUAACAUUACCAGUGGACCAGCAUGUUGUGGGACUAGUUUGUGUAACACUCUAACUGCACUAACAACAACCACUACCAACUUCAGCCCCAACAACAGCAAUCACUUUCCCAGCUACAUCCAAUACCCCAACAACAGCAAUCACUUUCCCAGCUACAUCCAAUACCCCAACAACAGCAAUCACUUUCCCAGCUACAUCCAAUACCCCAACAACAGCAAUCACUUUCCCAGCUACAGCCACUAUCCAAACCACAGCAACUACAGCCCCAGGUAA
This is a messenger RNA of Limanda limanda (common dab), 813 nucleotides long. RefSeq names its product phospholipase A2 inhibitor and Ly6/PLAUR domain-containing protein-like. Bases 1 to 813 code for a protein of 270 amino acids. Lineage: Eukaryota; Metazoa; Chordata; Actinopteri; Pleuronectiformes; Pleuronectidae. The record is from RefSeq and is a predicted model, not a curated record. The transcript is spliced from 6 exons.